Messenger RNA from Anopheles maculipalpis, 1319 nucleotides. RefSeq names its product ras-related GTP-binding protein A (gene RagA-B). Lineage: Eukaryota; Metazoa; Arthropoda; Insecta; Diptera; Culicidae. Gene Ontology annotation, biological process: cellular response to amino acid stimulus; positive regulation of TOR signaling; regulation of autophagy. The record is from RefSeq and is a predicted model, not a curated record. Bases 18 to 1163 code for a protein of 381 amino acids. The transcript has 3 exons. Gene Ontology annotation, molecular function: GTPase activity; GTP binding. Gene Ontology annotation, cellular component: lysosome; nucleus; Gtr1-Gtr2 GTPase complex.
CAACUACAAUCGACAAAAUGAAGAAAAAGGUGCUGCUAAUGGGAAAGAGUGGAUCUGGCAAGACCAGUAUGCGAUCGAUUAUCUUUGCGAACUAUAUCGCCCGCGAUACACGAAGGCUGGGAGCGACAAUCGAUGUGGAACAUUCACACGUACGCUUUCUGGGUAAUCUCGUGCUUAAUCUGUGGGACUGCGGUGGCCAGGAAUCGUUCAUGGAGCAGUACUUUGCCUCACAGAAGGACAACAUCUUCCGGAACGUGGAGGUGUUGAUCUACGUGUUCGAUGUGGAAAGCCGCGAGUUGGACAAAGACAUGCACUACUACCAGUCCUGCCUGGAGGCACUGCUCGUAAAUUCGCCCAAUGCGAAAAUCUUUUGCCUCGUGCACAAAAUGGACCUGGUCGCGGAAGAGCAACGGGACAUAAUAUUCAAGGAGCGUGAGGAAGAUUUGAAACGCUGUUCGAGACCGCUAGAGUGUACGGCCUUCCGGACUAGCAUCUGGGAUGAAACGCUGUACCGGGCGUGGAGUAGCAUCGUGUACCAGCUGAUACCGAACGUGAAGGCACUGGAGCACUCGCUCAAUUACUUUGCUAAUGUGGUGGAUGCGGACGAGGUGUUGCUGUUCGAGCGGGCAACAUUUUUGGUGAUUUCACACUGCCAAAGAAAGCAGCACCGGGAUAGCCAUCGGUUCGAGAAAGUUUCGAACAUUAUCAAACAGUUUAAAUUGUCUUGCUCGAAGCUAGGGGCAAAGUUCUCAUCGAUGGAGGUGCGCAACAGUGUGUUUGCCGCGUUUAUAGACACAUUCACGAGCAAUACGUACGUGAUGGUGGUAAUGUCCGAUCCAUCGAUACCGUCGGAGGCGACGCUGAUCAACAUUCGGAAUGCGCGCAAGUACUUUGAGGAGUUGGAAAAUCCAAACAGUAACAGCAGCACGACCAAUAGUCAUCAUCUGCAUCAUGCAGCGAUUAACCACGCAGGGCACGGGAUGGUAAAUGGAGGGGGCCACCCGAACCAUUAUGCUGGCAGUGGAGGAGGCUAUCAUCAGUACGCUGGUCCGCAACAGCAGCAACAGCUCUACCAACAACAGCAACAACAACAGCAGCAGGCUCACCACCUAACGCAAUAUCAAUCCUACCACCAUAAUACGACAACGAACGCUUACCACUGAUACCUGUACCGGAAGAAGUACUACUACUUCCGGUAAGCCAAAACGAAUAACUAGGACGCGAUCUUCCAGUAGCCUGAUGCCGUUGAUGAUGUUGGGGGCGUUUUCCUUCGCAGUCAUUUGUUUUACAUUUUUACUUGGCAAAGGGACGACACAAAA